GGACUUCCGCUUCUCUCUCUCUUUCUCCUCUCCCGGCUCUGCUCCCUCCCUCCUUCCUGCUGUCCUCGCUUGUCUGGAAAACAUCAAAACGCUGCUCCCUUUGACAAGUUUGACUCGAGGUGUGUGCACAUGUGUUUGCCUUUGUCACUGUUUGACAAAUCCACUGUUUCUUUAAACCUGUGUAUCCAACUUUUGUGUGUGGAUGUGUCUCUGUGUGUGUGUGUGUGUGAGUGUGUGAGAUGAUGGAUCCUGUUUCCUCUCCCCUGCUGAUGGCCCCCUCUGGAUUCCCCUGAGGUCUGCAGGCCUGCAGCCCCACCGUCUUCUGGAGAGGAGCUGAGAGGGACUAUGUGCCUGUACAUGUGUGUGCCUGUACAUGUGUGUGAGCCUGGCCUGGGCAGCCAUGCUGAUGUAUGAUUACCCUCUGAAGACAGACAUGGAAACGUCCUUCUACUUGGUGAAAACCCCAGAGCGCUAUGGUGUGAUCUUUCCCCCUCCCGCUCACUACUACCAGAUGCCCAUCUUCCCUCCGACUCACACCCCCAGCAACACAUCACAGACCCAGCUGGAGCCUGUGGAUCUGUCACUUAGCAAGCGCCCCCCUUCUUUCUCCUCCUCUUCAUCCCCUCCUUGUUCCUCCACCUCCCCUUCCAGCUCCCCGUACACUCCAAACAGCUCACCCACCCGCUCCUCACCUCCACACUCUCUGCAACACUCUUCGUCCCCCCGCACCCUGUCGUGGGGGGACAGUUUGCAUUACCCCAUCGAGGUGGCUCCUAUGUUCCAGACCCCAGGAGUUGUGGUGCCUGUGCCUGUCCUCUACCCCUCGCCUAUUUCCCUGCAGAUAAUAAGGAGCCAACCUGUUGCUGGGGACGACGACCGAAGUAGAGAGCACAAGCCAGCGCCAGAUAUCUUCACAAAGGAGCGCCAUCCGGACCUCUCUCGUGACUCCAACAGCAGCCUCGAGAAGACAUCAUCAGUCAUCCGGAUGACACCAGAGUACGAGUGCAACAACCCAUCAGUAAUAGUUCACCCAGGCCCAAAGCAUCCCCUCCCCGCCGACUCUCCUGACCCUCUGAAGAGGCGGCGAAUUCACCGCUGCGACUUCUCCGGCUGCAACAAAGUAUACACCAAAAGCUCCCACCUCAAAGCACAUCGUCGGACACACACAGGGGAGAAACCCUACAAGUGCACGUGGGAAGGCUGCACAUGGAAGUUUGCCCGAUCAGACGAGUUGACGAGGCACUUCCGCAAGCACACAGGACUGAAACCUUUCCAGUGUCCCGACUGUGAACGCAGUUUCUCCCGCUCCGACCACCUGGCUUUGCACAAGAAACGCCACCUCCUGGUGUGAAGCCCUCCACUGGGCAACUUGAAAGAAACUGUGCCAGCUUGAUGGUUGGACUCUACCACCGAGACUUGACAAGGUGAAAAUAGCUGGCACAGUGGACUCUGACAGGAAGUGGGGAAAUGUUUCUCAGGGUGCACGUUUGGACCCCUUGUUAGCCGGAGUAAGAGCUGGCGUCAACUUGCUACACUCUGCUCAGCUCAUUUUGUCAUUUUAAAAGGUUGCUGUGUCAGAUUUCUGAUCAGCUGUGGAAGGUCCAAGCACUUUUUUUAAAAGUGGCUGCAGCAUCUCAGCUGGCCUGAGAGCAGUAACACCUAUGUGGAAGCAUCUUUGUGCAACAUCAGAUCUCAUUUCUCUCCAUGCAUUUAAGUGAAAAUUAAACACAUGCUCAUAUCAUUAACUAGUUAGGCCAAUAAAAUGUGAAUCUUUUCAGAAUGUAUCAUAUCACACCCACUGUGCAUUGUGUAUAUAUAUAUAUAUAUAUAUAUAUAUAUAUAUAUAUA
Molecule: messenger RNA, 1848 nt
Organism: Melanotaenia boesemani (Boeseman's rainbowfish)
Lineage: Eukaryota; Metazoa; Chordata; Actinopteri; Atheriniformes; Melanotaeniidae
Gene: klf3
Product: Kruppel-like factor 3 (basic)
Exons: 6
Coding region: 374-1351 (325 amino acids)
Biological process (GO): regulation of transcription by RNA polymerase II
Molecular function (GO): DNA-binding transcription factor activity, RNA polymerase II-specific; RNA polymerase II cis-regulatory region sequence-specific DNA binding
Source: RefSeq, a predicted model, not a curated record